AACGGCCGGAAGUUGUUUCCCAAUCUCGCAGAAGCAGAAGAAUAGCAUUAAGGGCUAACAAGUGCUUACAAUACAUUCAUACCUUGUUGUUGGCUCAGAUAGUCACAAAUUCAUAUACUAAGAUAUCGAUAAGCACUUAAGGAAUAGAAAUCUAAGAUAAUACUUAAAAGUACAGAAAUGGCUGCUGACUGGUUGGGCAGUUUGGUGUCAAUUAAUUGCGGACCAACUCUGGGGGUGUACCAAGGAGAAGUGUCAUCCGUGGACCAGACCAGUCAAACAAUUUCACUGAGACAGCCUUUCCACAACGGAGUUAAAUGCCCAGUUCCAGAGGUGACGUUCAGCGCUAUUGACAUAAAAGAUCUAAAGAUUUUGGAUUUUGGUAAAGGCAGCACAAGAAACGGUACCUCUACCAAAUCAAACACAACUCCAGUUGCUGUGCCAAAGGGUGACCCUAGAACAGUGGAGAAGAUCAGCUCCCCUCAACACUUUUCCAAAAGCUAUGGAGAUCGUCACCUGGAUGUCCCUGGUCAACCAAAAGGCUUUCGUAAAAGACAUAAUUCAUGGUCCUCAAGUAGUCGAGGAGCAAAUCAAGUCACACCAAAAAAGAAUGGAGUCAAAAAUGGUGGUGGCCAAAUGAAGCAGAGAGAUGAUGAGUGUUUUGGCGAUGGAGUGGACGAUGGCCUAGACACUGACUUUGACUUUGAGGGAAAUCUGGCACUUUUUGACAAAGCUGCAGUUUUCUCAGAGAUUGACAUUUCAGAGCGUCGAAAUGGAGCAAGAUCACGAGGGACGCCCCAAGACCAGACACCUUCCCGUUAUCGCCAUGAUGAAAACAUCCUGGAGGCCAAACCUAUUGUGUACAGACAAAUUGCAGUGCCUCAGCCGGGGGACAAAGAGUACUGCACUGAUUCAGGGCUUGUGGUUCCAAGUAUUUCCUAUGAACUGCAGAAGCGGCUCUUGGCUGUUGCGGAGCGUUAUGGACUCUCAUUGGAUAGAAGACUUGAGAUGACUGGCGUCUGUGCAAGUCAAAUGGCACUUACACUGCUCGGGGGCCCUAACAGGUUUACUCCAAAAAAUCUCCAUCAGCGCCCAACAGUGGCUGUACUAUGUGGCCCUCACGUUCAGGGGGCUCAGGGCAUCAGCUGUGGACGCCACCUGGCCAAUCACGAAGUUGAAGUCAUCCUGUUUCUGCCCAAUUUUGUCAAAAUGCUUGAUUGUGUGACCAGUGAACUUUCCCUCUUCAACAAAACAGGAGGAAAACAAGUGUCAAAUGUUAAAGAUCUUCCAGACACACCAGUGGACCUAAUCAUUAACUGUCUGGACUGCCAUGAAAACACAUUCCUGAUGGACCAGCCUUGGUACAGAGCAGCAGCAGACUGGGCAAACCAGAACCGGGCCCCAGUUCUCAGCUUGGACCCUCCUGCAAGUGGACAGGGGCAAGCCGUGGAGGCCAAAUGGUCGCUUUGUCUUUGCCUACCCUUCUCUCUGGCUGAGGGAGCUGGGAGAGUUUAUCUGUGUGACAUAGGUAUACCUCGACAGGUUUUCCAGGAAGUAGGGAUAAAAUUCCAUUCUCCAUUUGGAUGCAAGUUUGUCAUCCCACUGCAUACUGCAUAAUGGGACCAGACACAAUAAAUGCUUAAUUAAAGGUGCACAAUGUAACUUUUCUGGAGGGUCCACCACAUGUUAUUGGUUUACUUGGAAUGUUUCACAUUAUAUAAUUUUACACUUGCGCUUUGAUUGACUCAUAGGUCUUGGCUAAAACAAAUAUUAUAGAAAACAUGCUUUAUUACUGUGAGCGGGAUUGCAACUCUGUUUUGUUGCCAUGGAGGUAGGUUUAAUGCCAUACUAUGUAACAUUCCAGUUAGAGCAAUAACCUGUCCAUUCAAAGAUAAUGGACCUAACUACCAGACAUUGUGUAUCUUUACUCUUUUGGGUUUUGGCGCCUUAUCUUUGAUCUGGCCUAUUUGAAACUAAAUAGCUUUUAACAUGUUAAAAGUUCCAUGUUUAAGCAGACAUGUUUAAAGUUCCAUGUUGGCGUAGAAAAUGGUCUACAAUAUCAAAAUAGGCCAGUAAUUAAUAUGAAUAUUUUUUGUUAUCCAUUGAUUGCAGAGACAUGACAGAAUCAAUAGACAAUCUAUUACUUAUAAAAUAACUUUUUUGAGUUUAAAGUCAAACCCCUGAUAUUAGUCACUUAUAUCCUGCCAUGCACCGUUCCCUUGUUCUUUGAGUUUUGUAUUUCCUUUGACACCAAUGUGAAACAGGGUGCCUGUGAACCACCCUUUGAGGCAGCUGCUUGAGAGUAUGGGAUUGAGAUUUUGCUAUUGCUUAUUAGGCUGCUAAAACAAGGGCUCUACGACAUAUAGCAAUGUUGGGUAUCAUUUGUUUAAGAAAAGCAUUAUGGCAGUGCAAUCCAUACAUUUUUUUUUUUUAAUUUGCCACUGCAUACAAAGCUAAGCAGUGUAUGUUUCCGUGAGUAGAUUGGGGGGAACUGAAGAUGUGGCUUUGAUUAGAUUUUAUCUGUAAAAAGAUAAAUAAUGCAUGACUCUUUCUAUACAAGGCCUUCAGUAGCUAAUGGAGUGGCCGAUACAUAAUGUCAAAAGAAACUGAACACAUGUUGCUUUUGCUGCUUUAUGGACCCUUACAGGGUUUGGGAGUCGGACCACAUUGGUUUUUAAUGUGUCCAGAAGUGAGGCACUUAUGACAGUCUUGGCUAUUGAGUGGGAAUUGCCAACAUUUUAUAUGAAAAAAAUCAUUAAAUGGGUUUUAAUUGUAUAAAAUGUAGCUUCCACUCAUCUCAGAUAUCUCAGGUUGAUUGGAUGACUGGUCAGGUUACUGUUUGAUUACAGGGCACUAGCUUUGGGGAAAUUACUAUGAAAAAUACUAAGGCCUCAUCCUAUUCCAACAUUCCUUGGGCUUGAUGCGUUGUGUCCCAUCUGUUGAAACAAGUCUGGCUUUGCAACAACAGCAGCCAGUGAUAUUGAAUGUGCAUUUUUGUCUUUAACCGCCAGAGGGGUGUCUAAGCAGCACUGCCUUGGCGUUUCCUUAUUUGUCUGUCAGGGACAGUUUAAAUUACAAUUUUCUACAAAAUGUGAUUGUGAACUUUGUCUGUCAUACAAGAGGCGAUAAUUACGAUUUGGUUCAUAAAUCACAAUGUUACAGUGCAGGUUGAUAAAGGUUAAUGUUAAGACUUACAAAAGGAGUUACUCUUCUCAUAACAUCACUAGCGCUCAACUUGACCAAAUAUGACAAGCAUUUCCGUCUGGAUUUGAAGAUUAUUGUCAAUGUAUAAAAAAAUCCUAUUUGUCAACUCUGCAAAAUAAAUAUGCAUAAACAAA
This is a messenger RNA of Periophthalmus magnuspinnatus, 3335 nucleotides long. RefSeq names its product enhancer of mRNA decapping 3 homolog (S. cerevisiae) (gene edc3). The transcript is spliced from 7 exons. The coding region runs from base 178 to 1614 and encodes 478 amino acids. Gene Ontology annotation, biological process: deadenylation-independent decapping of nuclear-transcribed mRNA; P-body assembly. Gene Ontology annotation, cellular component: P-body. The record is from RefSeq and is a predicted model, not a curated record. Gene Ontology annotation, molecular function: mRNA binding. NCBI's taxonomy places the organism in Eukaryota, Metazoa, Chordata, Actinopteri, Gobiiformes, Gobiidae.